UCUUUCUUCACUUGCUGACACAUCUUCAGCGUGGGUGCAUGGGUCUGAGAACUUGGUGGAAUAAGCAGCUAAUGUUGGAAGGUGUUUUUCUGAUUCAGGUGAUUCCUCCACAGUAAGGUUUUUCUUUUUUCUUCUGCACUGUUGUAGCCAUUUGUUUGAGCUGCUGUGGAAGGAUAAAAAAUGGCUCAGCAGGGAAAUCAGCUCAACAGCAUGAGCUUUUCCUGUAAGAUCUGUCAAAGACUGUUCAAGGAUCCAGUGACUAUUACCUGUGGACACAGCUACUGCAUGACGUGUAUCAAAACCUUCUGGGAUAAGGAGGAGGACAAAAAAAUCUACAGCUGCCCUCACUGCAGACAUACAUUCACGCCCAGACCUGUCCUGGUGAAAAACACAGUCUUGGCUGAGCUAUCAGAGCAAUUUAAGAAGACUGGACUCCAAGCUUCUCCUGCUGAUCGAUGUGAUACUAGACCUGAAGAUGUGGCUUGUGAUGUCUGCACCGACAGGAAAGUUAGAGCCUUAAAGUCCUGUUUGAUCUGUCUGGCAUCUUACUGUGAGAAACACCUUCAACCUCACUAUGUGGCAGCACCAUUAAAGAAACACAAGCUGGUGGAACCCUCCAAGAACCUGCAGGAGGACAACCGCUCCCGUCAUGAUGAGGUGAUGAAGCUGUUCUAUCGCAAUGAUCAGAAUUACAAUGAUUUCCUUCGCCCUAUGAAUGUAAAAGACAUAUAUAAAACAGCUGCAGCAGGAAGGACUGAGAGGCAGAGAGAGCUGGAGGAGAGUCAACAACAAAUCCAGCAGAGAAUCCAGGACAGAGAGAAGGAGGUGAAGCUGCUUCAACAGCAGGUGGAGGCCAUCAAUCACUCUGCUGAUCAAACAGUGAAGGACAGUGAGAAGAUCUUCACUGAUGUGAUCCGUCUCAUCCAGAAAAGAAGCUGUGAUGUGAAGCAGCAGAUCAGAUCCCAGCAGCAAACUGAAGUGAGUCGAGUCAAAGAUCUUCAGGAGGAGCUGGAGCAGGAGAUCACUGAGCUGAAGAGGAGAGACGCUGAGCUGAAGCAGCUCUCACUCACAGAGGAUUACAGCAAAUUUUUGCACAACUACGCCUCACUACCACCACUCAGUGAGUCCACACACUCAUCCAGCAUCAAUGUCCGUCCUCUGAGAUACUUUGAGGAUGUGACAGCAGCUGUGUCAGAGCUCAGAGACAAACUGCAGGACAUUCUGAGAGAGGAAUGGACAAACAUCUCACUGACAGUCACUCAUGUGGAUGUUUUACUGCCAGAACCAGAACCAAAGAGCAGAGCUGACUUCUUCAAAUAUUCACAACAAAUCACACUGGAUCCAAACACAGCACACACACAUCUGUUACUAACAGAAGAGAACAGAAUGGUGACAGUGAUGAAUCAACAACAGUCCUUUUUUAAUCAUCCAGACCGAUUCACUGGAUUGUUGCAGGUUCUGAGCAGAGAGAGUCUGACUGGACGCUGUUACUGGGAGGUGGAGUGGAGAGCAGAGGGAAUUGUUAUGGCAGUUACAUACAGGAACAUCAGCAGAUCUGGUAAUGGGGAAGCAUGUCGUUUUGGUUGGAAUGACAAAUCCUUGGCCCUGUACUACCACCAAAACAGUUUCAGAUUUUGUUACAACAGUAUGUCGACCUCCAUCUCAGCUCCUGUUUCCUCCAGAGUAGGAGUGUACCUGGAUCACAGAGCAGGUGUUCUGUCCUUCUACAGCGUCUCUGAAAGCAUGACUCUCCUCCACAGAGUCCAGACCACAUUCACUCAGACGCUCCAUGCUGGACUGAGGUUGUAUGGUAAUGAUGGAGACACAGCAGAGUUCUGUAAACUCAAAUUGUUCAUGAAAGUGAUGAAGUGAAAUGUUUGUUUUUAGUGAUUCU
This is a messenger RNA of Oryzias latipes (Japanese medaka), 1894 nucleotides long. The record is from RefSeq and is a predicted model, not a curated record. NCBI's taxonomy places the organism in Eukaryota, Metazoa, Chordata, Actinopteri, Beloniformes, Adrianichthyidae.